AUCUGACGCACACCCAAUGGGAGAGCAGGCUGCGUGGAUAGAUGAGGUCACAGCUGCCGUGCGGGGAAUGGAAUGUGUGUGAGACUAGUGUGAGAGCGAUCGGGACCGGGGGAAGCUCAGAGCCCGGCCGGCCCCGACCCUGCAGCGUACACGCCGCUGCCGGCCCCGACCUCCUUCCCCAACGUUCCAUCCUAGAACCCUGAGGAUCCCCAACGUUCCACACAGCCAGCUCCCAACCGCCGCCGCCGCUGCCAACGUUCCAUUAUAGAACGCUGAGGAUCCCAACGUUCCAUCGCGGAAUCCUGAGCAGCCCGCCUGAGCAGCCCGCCCCCAGGAGACUGAGCCCCGGCGGGCACCCGGAGCCGGCAUGCAGAGCCAUGCAGGGAUUUGUCAGGCUCCCGGGCUCCGGCACGGAUAUGUAAAAGCCCUGUGAGCCGGUGUCCUGGGGGGGUGGGGGGGAUCCGUCCUGCUGUACGUUCCCUCCGAGCUGGUCUCCCCUGGCCGGGAAAGUUGCCGGAGUGCGGCCGAUGAGGGAUUCGGGCAGCCCGGCGCCUCCCUGCUGCAGCUGAUCGCCAGGAUCCCCGUGGCCGGAUAGCGAUCGGGACAAAGCGGCCGCCUCGUCCCUUUAAAUCUGCGGGUCCCUUUAAAUCCCGACCUGCCCUCUCUCCCCGAUCUUCCCUCCCCGCUCCCGAGCUCUCCCCGCAUCUUCCCUCUCCUCUCCCCGCACCUUCCCUCUCCUCUCCCCGGCUCACGAUGAAAGACAGGCGGGGAGAAAGUUGUUAGACCCGUCGCCCCCAUGCGCUGGAGCAGCCCGCGGAAUCCGCAGAAGGAGGGAGCCGAGCGUUUGACCUGGUCCCGGGCAGGCGGCAGAUGGCGGAGCGGAGCUGAAAGCGGCCACCACCGGGGCACUUUCCCUCCAGCACCCAGAUCCAGACCGGACACAUGCAGGCCAAACAACGCUACUUCACCCUGCUCUCCGCCGGCGCCUGCCUCGUCCUGCUCUUCUACCUCGGGGGGCUGCAGCUGAGCGCGUCGCGGAGCCGCAGGGAGAGGGGCGCGGAGCACAGGCGCAAUGGGCCGCCGCCUAGGGGCGCCUCCGUGGGGGAGCAGCCGUGGCCCCGCUUCCCGGACGCCCUGCUGCCCUUCAUCCCCUGGGAGCAGGCCGAGAGCGAGGACUACAACGGCCAGGGCUCCCCCAGACAGAAGAGGGACGCCAACUCCAGCGUCUACAAGGGCAAGAGGUGCCGCAUGGAGUCCUGCUUCGACUUCUCCCUGUGCAAGAGGAAUGGCUUCAAGGUGUACACUUACCCCCAGCAGAAGGGCGACAAGAUCUCCGAGAGCUACCAGAACAUCCUAUCGGCCAUCGAGGGCUCCAGGUACUACACCUCCGACCCCAGCCAGGCCUGCCUCUUCAUCCUCAGCCUGGACACCCUAGACCGGGACCAGCUGUCCCCCCAGUACGUGCACAACCUCAAGUCCAAAGUCCAGAACUUGCACCUGUGGAACAACGGUAGGAACCAUUUAAUUUUUAAUUUAUACUCCGGGACCUGGCCGGACUACACCGAAGACGUGGGCUUCGACAUUGGCCAGGCCAUGUUGGCCAAGGCCAGCAUCAGCGCGGACAACUUUCGCCCCAACUUUGACGUCUCCAUCCCUCUGUUUUCUAAGGAUCAUCCCAGGACAGGGGGGGAGAAGGGGUUCCUGAGAUUUAACACUAUCCCUCCUAUUAGGAAGUACAUGUUGGUAUUCAAAGGGAAACGAUACCUGACGGGUAUAGGGUCCGACACCAGGAAUGCCUUAUAUCACGUACACAAUGGGGAGGACGUAGUCCUCCUGACCACCUGCAAGCAUGGCAAAGACUGGCAGAAGCAUAAGGACGCCCGCUGCGACAGGGACAACACCGAGUAUGAGAAGUAUGACUAUCGUGAAAUGCUGCACAACGCCACUUUCUGUCUCGUCCCUCGUGGCCGCAGGCUUGGGUCCUUCAGGUUUCUGGAGGCUCUGCAGGCUGCAUGUGUUCCGGUAAUGCUCAGUAACGGAUGGGAGUUGCCGUUUUCCGAAGUGAUUGAUUGGAAUCAGGCUGCCGUCAUCGGAGACGAGAGGUUAUUACUACAGAUCCCUUCUACAAUCCGGUCUAUCCAUCAGGAUAGAAUCCUCGCACUUAGACAGCAGACUCAGUUUUUGUGGGAAGCUUAUUUCUCCUCCGUUGAGAAGAUUGUAUUGACUACACUAGAGAUAAUUCAGGACAGAAUCUUCAAGCACAUAUCACGCAACAGUUUAAUAUGGAACAAGCAUCCCGGAGGGCUGUUUGUGCUGCCCCAGUACUCCUCAUAUCUGGGCGAUUUCCCUUACUACUACGCUAAUCUAGGUGUAAAAUCCCCAACCAAGUUUACCGCAGUAAUCCAUGCUGUGACUCCGCUGGUUUCCCAGUCUCAGCCAAUCUUGAAGCUGCUGGUCGCUGUAGCAAAGUCUCAGUACUGUCACCAGAUCAUAGUCUUGUGGAACUGUGACAAGCCGCUUCCUGCCAAACACCGCUGGCCUGCCACUGCUGUGCCUGUCAUCGUCAUUGAAGGGGAGAGCAAGGUAAUGAGCAGUCGCUUCCUACCUUACGAAAACAUAGUGACUGACGCCGUACUCAGCCUUGAUGAAGAUACCGUGCUCUCCACCACGGAGGUGGAUUUUGCCUUCACCGUCUGGCAGAGCUUCCCGGAGCGAAUUGUGGGCUACCCUGCGCGGAGUCACUUUUGGGACAGUACGAAGGAGCGUUGGGGCUACACAUCCAAGUGGACUAAUGACUAUUCCAUGGUACUAACAGGAGCUGCUAUCUACCACAAAUACUAUCACUACCUUUACACAAAUUACCUACCUGCCAGUCUGAAAAGCAUGGUGGACCAAUUAGCCAAUUGUGAAGACAUUUUAAUAAACUUUCUGGUGUCCGCUGUGACAAAGCUACCGCCCAUCAAGGUGACGCAGAAGAAGCAGUAUAAGGAAACCAUGAUGGGACAGACCUCCAGAGCUUCUCGCUGGGCGGACCCCGACCAUUUUGCCCAGAGACAGACUUGUAUGAAUACAUUUGCCAGCUGGUUUGGCUAUAUGCCGCUUAUUCACUCACAGAUGAGACUUGACCCAGUACUCUUUAAGGAUCAGGUGUCAAUCCUCAGAAAGAAAUACCGGGACAUUGAACGACUUUGAGACACACUGCCACCGGAGGCCGCCUUCCCGCCCAGUGCACGCCCAUUGCCAUAAGGACAACUGCUGUGCGAUUGGUUGUAUACGCAGCUCACGCACAGGGAAUACACCAAGCAUUCGGAUCAAAAACUACAAUAAUCCAUUGCACUGGACCGCUCACACAACCACCCAGCUUUGUCGUCUGAAAACUAGGCUGUGUACAGUUUAAUUAUGGAACUUUAAAUAAUUAUUUUUGAAAUGAUUGCUAUGCAGGUUUAAACUUUUUUAAUGAACAAAAACUAUUAAAAUCAGAGAUCUUUCUUUAAA
This is a messenger RNA of Pseudophryne corroboree (corroboree frog), 3495 nucleotides long. RefSeq names its product exostosin glycosyltransferase 1 (gene EXT1). Lineage: Eukaryota; Metazoa; Chordata; Amphibia; Anura; Myobatrachidae. The transcript has 11 exons. The record is from RefSeq and is a predicted model, not a curated record. Gene Ontology annotation, cellular component: membrane. Bases 943 to 3192 code for a protein of 749 amino acids. Gene Ontology annotation, molecular function: glycosyltransferase activity.